This is a messenger RNA of Arachis duranensis, 2231 nucleotides long. RefSeq names its product protein DA1-related 1. Gene Ontology annotation, molecular function: ubiquitin binding. Lineage: Eukaryota; Viridiplantae; Streptophyta; Magnoliopsida; Fabales; Fabaceae. The transcript is spliced from 11 exons. The coding region runs from base 402 to 1979 and encodes 525 amino acids. The record is from RefSeq and is a predicted model, not a curated record.
UACAAUACAAAGUUACAAGCUCAACUGCUGCUUCUCAUUCUCAUUUCUCUUCUGUUCCUUCUUUCUUCACCAUCCGUCUUUUUUGGGUCUUUGCAAAUAAAGACGCGGAAGAAAAAAAAAUAAAAAUAAAUAAAAGCUUAUCACUCCACUACUUGCAAAUUUUAUCCCUUUUGGGCCUCUUUGCUUAGAACACAAGUUUUUAUUUAUUUAUUUUUCUUCUGCUUUCCUUUUACUCUUUGCAGUUUGCACUCAAAUAAAGCUACUUUGGGAUCACAGAAUCACACCCACAGCCACAGUGCCACAUAUAUAUUACUGUUUUGGGAACAAGAAAUUGUACUUGAACUGGGAUUCUUCUGAUUCUCUGUCUCUCUGAUUCCCAAUAACACUUUUUCUGAAACUGUAUGGGUUGGUUUACCAAGUUGCUUAAGGGAUCCAACCAUAAAUCUUCGAGAGGAAAAUAUCAUGGGAAACAUGAUAAUUCCAUGGAUGAUUUGACAGAUGUUGAGAGAGAAGAAAUUGAUCGUGCAAUUGCGCUCUCUCUUUCGGAGGAAGAUCCGAAAGGGAAAAAAGUAAUUGAGGACGACCCUCAAUCUUCUGAUGAUGAACAACUCUGUGAACUUACUGAUGAAGAUGAAUAUCAUGGUGAAGUUGAACAACAUGAAGAAUUAAGUAAUCAUCACAAAGAGGAAGAUGAAUCUGUUGGUGAAGUUGAGGAAGAGGAAGAUGACCAUCUUAAUAACAUUCAACAGGAUAAUGACAAGCAUCUUGCAGAAGCGCAGCUUGAGGAAGAUGAACAACUUGCCAGAGCACUUCAAGAAAGUUUGAACAUUGAUUCAGACAGAGCUGAAAGAGAUUCUUUAUUUCAACCAUUUCCACACCUCCUUCGACCUGUAUACAGAACCUGUGCUGGCUGCAAUUCAGAGAUUGGCCAUGGCAGAUUUUUGAGUUGCAUGGGAGGUGUCUGGCAUCCAGAAUGUUUCUGUUGCCAUGCUUGUAAUUUGCCAAUCACUGAUUAUGAGUUUUCCAUGUCUGGAAAUCGUCGUUACCAUAAAUCUUGCUACAAGGAGCUGCAUCACCCAAGAUGUGAUGUUUGCAAGAACUUCAUCCCACCAAAUUCAGCUGGACUCAUUGAGUAUAGAGCACAUCCUUUCUGGAUGCAGAAAUACUGUCCUUCACAUGAGCGUGAUGGAACUCCUCGUUGUUGUAGCUGCGAAAGAAUGGAGUCAAGGGAUACAAAGUAUCUUUUGCUCGAUGACGGUCGAAAGUUGUGCCUAGAGUGUCUAGACUCGGCUAUUAUGGAUACGCAUGAAUGCCAGCCUCUCUAUCUUGAAAUACAAGAAUUCUAUGAAGGUUUAAAUAUGAAAAUAGAACAGCAAGUUCCAAUGCUUUUAGUUGAGAGACAAGCACUCAACGAGGCCAUGGAGGGAGAAAAGAAUGUAAAAAUAUUUACUAUAUGCCAGAUUUUAAGGAGACCAAGGAUAGGGGCAGGAUACCGAGUCAUAGAUAUGAUAACUGAGCCUUACAGGCUAAUCCGCCAUUGCGAAGUGACAGCCAUACUUGUUUUGUAUGGCCUUCCUAGGUUAUUGACGGGUUCAAUCCUGGCCCAUGAGAUGAUGCAUGCUUGGCUUAGGCUUAAAGGCUAUGGCAAUUUAAGGCCAGAAGUUGAAGAAGGAAUUUGCCAAGUGCUAGCUCACAUGUGGCUAGAUUCAGAGAUCUAUGCUGGUUCAGGAAGUGAUAGUGCAUCAUCGUCCUCGGCCUCAUCCUCAUCCUCAUCCUCGCCUUCCUCUUCUACAUCAUCAAAGAAGGGUAAACGGUCUGACUUCGAGAAGAAACUUGGCGAGUUUUUCAAACACCAGAUUGAGUCCGAUCGCUCAUCGGCUUAUGGAGAUGGAUUCAGAGAGGGGAACCAAGCUGUGCUCAAGUAUGGUUUAAGAAGUACCCUUGAUCAUAUUCGACUAACCGGAAGUUUUCCAUACUGAAGUAUGAUACAUAACUUCCUUUCUCUUUAUUUUCCUUUACACAAAUGAAUAUUUUCUCAGCUGUCAUAUAAAUUAUAUAGGGUAUCCAAAGAUUACAAAAUUACAUAAUUUCACAAUUUACAAUAUACACGAAAAUCUGUAUAAAGAAAAAAUGAAAAUGCUCCUCUUGUGUCACUAUAAACACUUAAGUAGCUGGUAAAAUUAAACAGCUGAAGCAGUUAAUAAUAAUAAUGAGUAUUUGUUUUAUACACA